Molecule: messenger RNA, 1062 nt
Organism: Nerophis lumbriciformis (worm pipefish)
Lineage: Eukaryota; Metazoa; Chordata; Actinopteri; Syngnathiformes; Syngnathidae
Source: RefSeq, a predicted model, not a curated record
AUGGGGCUUUCGAGGGUCAUGAUGCCGCAGAAGUUGCAGCUAUUAGCCGUGCUGACGUUCGCCGUCACCAUGCUUUUCAUCGAGAACCAGAUCCAAAGACUGGAAGAGUCCAGAUCCAAGCUGGAGCGCGCCAUGGCCAGACGCGAGCUGUCUGAAGUGGAGGCAGCGGAGCUUCCGCAGCGACAACGUGGCGAAGAAGACGACGACGACACGGUGAUCAUCUAUAACCGGGUUCCCAAGACAGCCAGCACGUCCUUCACCAACAUCGCGUACGAUUUGUGCGCUAAGAAUCGCUUCCACGUGCUGCACAUCAACACCACCAAGAACAAUCCCGUCAUGUCCAUACAGGACCAGAUGCGUUUCGUUCACAACGUCACCUCCUGGAGAGCGAGGAAGCCCGGUUUCUACCACGGCCACGUGGCCUACCUGGACUUUUCGAAGUACGGCAUCACGGGCAAACCCCUGUACAUCAAUGUAGUGCGAGACCCUAUAGAGCGACUGGUGUCCUACUACUACUUCCUGCGCUUCGGAGACGACUACCGGCCCGGGUUGCGGCGGAGGAAGCAAGGCGACAAAAAGACCUUCGAUGAGUGCGUGUCGUCUGGUGGCUCUGACUGCGCUCCGGAGAAACUCUGGCUGCAGAUUCCCUUCUUUUGUGGGCACCAUUCGGAAUGUUGGAAUGUGGGCAGUCAAUGGGCGCUGGAGCAGGCCAAGUAUAACCUGGUCAACGAAUACCUGCUGGUGGGUGUAACCGAAGAGCUGGAGGACUUCAUCAUGAUCCUGGAGGCCACGCUACCGCACUUCUUUAAGGGGGCCACUGACCUCUACAAGAAUGGCAAGAAGUCCCACCUACGCAAAACCACCGAGAAGAAGCCCCCAACCCGGGAAACGGUGAGCAAACUGCAGCAGUCCAAGAUCUGGAAGAUCGAGAACGAGUUCUACGAGUUUGCGCUGGAGCAGUUCCAGUUCGUUCGAGCCCACGCCGUCCGGGAGAAGGACGGCGAGCUGGUCGUUCUGGCGCAGAGCUUCUUCUACGAGAAGAUCUACCCCAAAGCCAACUGA